Molecule: messenger RNA, 484 nt
Organism: Cyprinodon variegatus (sheepshead minnow)
Lineage: Eukaryota; Metazoa; Chordata; Actinopteri; Cyprinodontiformes; Cyprinodontidae
Product: rho guanine nucleotide exchange factor 39-like
Exons: 4
Coding region: 102-422 (106 amino acids)
Biological process (GO): positive regulation of cell migration
Cellular component (GO): plasma membrane
Molecular function (GO): guanyl-nucleotide exchange factor activity
Source: RefSeq, a predicted model, not a curated record
GGUCGGCUCUCAGCCAAUAAGAACACAGCUGCAACCCGGAAACGAGGCUAGAGCUUAAAAAAAAGGCGCCUGGUCAAAACAGGGGGGAAGCUGCAGAGGCCAUGAGUUUCUCUCCUCAUCCUCCCAGUCUCUCUGGGAGCAACAGUGUGGAGGAGCAGAGGAGCCGCUGGGAGAGAAAACGCAGCCGAGCAGCCAAAGAACUGGUUCAGACGGAGCAGCACUACUGCCAGCAGCUGGAACUAGUCACUACAUUCUUUGUGGAAAUCCUUAAAGCCAAAGGAACCUUAAAGGAGGACAUUAGAGAAGCAAUCUUCAGCUCAAUCAAAUCCAUUCUGUCCAUCAAUCGGUUGGGGGGAAAGUUUCUUGUGUUCCAGCUGAAGCUGUUAAGCAGGUGUAUUCAAACAAAGUUUAUCAAACCUUAAGCUCCUCAGGGAGCCGUUUUCAAGGCUGCAGCUGACUAUACCCAUAGUCAUUCUACAUAGUU